AUGUAUAUGUAUUAUACGGGAGACACACACCCACGUUAUACCCGUAAAAAGCCAAAGGAGCCAGCAUUGAUUGUGAGGGUCCCAGAUGGUCGAAGAGUCAUGGUGAUUGGGGAGGGCGAAAAGCCUUAUGUGAAGCGUAUGGACAAUGCUUAUCAGCGUGCACGUAAAUUAUGGAAACUACGCCAAAAAGCAGCAAAAAAUGCCGAAAAGAAUGACAAGGAUGCUUCAAAGACGAUCAGCAUGGAGUUGAAACCUAUGGAUAGUACCAAGAUAGAUGCAGAGCCAAAGCAGCAGCAGCAGCAGCCCGAACCACCUGUCAAGUGA
Messenger RNA from Lichtheimia ornata, 324 nucleotides. RefSeq lists its product as uncharacterized. NCBI's taxonomy places the organism in Eukaryota, Fungi, Mucoromycota, Mucoromycetes, Mucorales, Lichtheimiaceae. The transcript has 2 exons. The record is from RefSeq and is a predicted model, not a curated record. Bases 1 to 324 code for a protein of 107 amino acids.